Molecule: messenger RNA, 727 nt
Organism: Danio rerio (zebrafish)
Lineage: Eukaryota; Metazoa; Chordata; Actinopteri; Cypriniformes; Danionidae
Source: RefSeq, a predicted model, not a curated record
GACAAAACUGACAUUUAAGCAUAACUAGCUUUUAGAUCAAAAUGAUGUCAAACAAAUUGUUGACAUAUUUGAGUAACCCAUUGACUUAACUUCCCUUUUAUAAUUAUGCACCGUUUGUUUACUAAAUAAUGAAGCAACAAAUGUUUUCUCUUUUUUUUAAUAAAGUCACCUAAUCACGCUAUUUACAGUGUAUGAAUAUACUGAGUCGACUUGUCUGUAUGAACAGUGUGAAGAAUGCUGGAGCAGAACUCCACAGAUGUGCAUUCCCUGCUGGUUUCCUGGUUCCAGCAGUACUUUAAUGAGAGCUGGUCAAUAGGAGCAGCUCCACACGCAUCUCCCCAUCCUCCACCUGUGCAUCUGAGCGGAGAUAAAGGUUACGGCAUGAUCUACAUCUGUUUGAUGGUGGGACUCUUCAGUUUCUUUACCUUUGGCAUCAUGUUCAGCUACAUCCGCUCAAAGAAGGUGGAGAACUCACGGGAUCCCUAUCAUCAGUAUAUAGCCAAAGACUGGGAUAACAUAGCAUAUCCUGUGGUCAUCAGCAACCCUUCUGCUCUUGCCCAACUUCCAGGGUACAGUGGAAAAGACCAGGAUUCAAGCUAGAUUACUGAUGGUGGAAAGUGUAGCAAUCUGAUUGUCUGUUUCUUUAAAUUGUAUGUUCUCAACUGUUGUUAGUUUAAUGAAAUUCACGUAAAUGUGCACAGAAAUAAAUGACAAACUAUUUAAUUUC